GAAAUUCGUUUGUUGCAUCACACCAACGGCGACGCUGCGGCAGCGUCCUUAUGGUCCAUUUUUACUCAUUCUAAUUUCUUUUUAUUAGUUUUAAAGGGGUUGUGAUGUCGGCCCCAAAAAUCAUCAUACAAAUUCUCGUCACAGGUGCACAAAUUUUUGGGAAGGCACUAUUUGAAGCAGGAAAGCAGGCGGCCAAAAAUGCAAAGCACACCCCGGAAGGCGCAAUAGGAUCAGAUGUUGCGGGUGUUCGGAAUGCCACCUCUGGCUCUUUGACAGAUAAACUCACCCGAGAACACCGCAUGACACUAGACGAGGCCCAUCUCAUUCUGAAUCUAAAGCAAGGAGAAACCCUUGAGAAAGUGUUGAAGAAUUAUGAACAUUUAUUCAAAGUAAAUGGUCCCCGGCCAGCCCCAGACCCACCGGCAACUGGCGCAAGAGCGGGCAAACAACCUGCUCCGCCUACACACUCGCAUUACCUCCAGUCAAAAGUUGUGCGCGCCCGUGAACGUAUCGAGGCAGAGAUGCAUGUUGUGACGGAAGCAGAUUCAACGCCUCCGCCUCCUGGAGCUGCUCCUCCUUCGGGUUCAGCACAGGGGAAUGCAGGAGGCUCGAGUUGACCACUUGUGAUUACUUAUAUCCGCUUUCGAUACGUUUCGCUGAUUUUAGACAAACUCAGAGCACAUCCCCAUUCACUCAGCAUACAUAGUAUACACACAAUAUUACUACUAGAUAUCUCAUGUCGUUGGAGCGCGAUUUAAAGACCUUGGACCGGCUCAUGAGGCAAUGAGCAUUACCCACACCUGUUCUUCAGAAUGCAGAUCGGCGAGUCGUUCUAAAUUCUAGAACUGACUUCAAC
Molecule: messenger RNA, 856 nt
Organism: Suillus clintonianus
Lineage: Eukaryota; Fungi; Basidiomycota; Agaricomycetes; Boletales; Suillaceae
Product: protein transporter
Exons: 4
Coding region: 105-617 (170 amino acids)
Biological process (GO): protein import into mitochondrial matrix
Cellular component (GO): TIM23 mitochondrial import inner membrane translocase complex
Source: RefSeq, a predicted model, not a curated record